AUGAACCAGUGGACUUUCUUCAAUAAGAAGAUCGAGGCCUUCAAGGCACAGUCUAAUGACGGAGGCUGUCCUUCUACUCCUGCCAAAAAGGCGACAUCUGGUCGCAAGCGGGGACCGAAGCCCAAGAACAGCGGAUCAGGCGAAGAACCGACGGCUCAGGUCGUGGCAACCCAUUUACCAGCCACAGCAAGUGCUCACUGGCAACUUCGUGCCAAGGCUAGUACGUUCGGCUGGGUGAUGGUGAAAAGCGGCCCCUCUCAGGGCGCGCUCCCAAUCCCCAAGCUUAUCCGACGCCGCCAUCUGUCUGAGGAGAACUUGAAGCGCAACCUCCUGUACAAGUCAAAACUUAACCGUACAUACGCCUCGGAGGAGAUGAUGCGCGGCCGGCCACUCACUCGCGAGACUGAUGAGCCCCAAGACAAGAGUGGCAAGUCUCGCAAGAGUGAUGCCACCGAGCGAGCUCCUGAAGAAGGUCGUCGUUGCCGCUGA
Fusarium subglutinans is the source of this 489-nucleotide messenger RNA. Its product is annotated as meiotic activator RIM4. Bases 1 to 489 code for a protein of 162 amino acids. The transcript has 4 exons. The record is from RefSeq and is a predicted model, not a curated record. Lineage: Eukaryota; Fungi; Ascomycota; Sordariomycetes; Hypocreales; Nectriaceae.